AUGAGGGCUGGUGUUGAUAUCUUUGCUCUUGACUAUGAUGCUAUUAUUGCUGCCAUGUAUGCAUUGACUGUUAGUGCCGAGGGAGACUGUUACUUGUGUGUGCCGCCUGACCCAGGUAUAGAGCCCGCUGCCCUGGGUACUAGUGAGUCUGCUCUCUCUGGUAUGGUGCCCCCUGUACUUGCUCCCUCCAGUGCUGUCCCGGCUGUUUGCGAGUCUGCUCUCUCAGGUACAGCACCCACAGAGACUGCUCUCUCAGGUACCGCACCGGCUGAGGCCUGUCACACCUUCACCCUUGACUCAGGUGCUUCCCGCUGUUUCUUUCGUGACAGUACUGAGCUCACACCGCUUCCUGCACCGGUCCCAGUCUCCUUGGCUGACCCCUCUGGGGGCCCAGUCCUUGCCCAGUCCACCACUGUGCUCCCUUGUCCGGCGGUUCCGUCUGGCUCGUUGUCGGGUUUCCACCUCCCCUCGUUCUCGACGAACCUGGUGAGCAACGCUGUCAUCCAGGAUCAGUGGGUUGACACCUUUACCCCUGGAGGACAGCGUGUGGCGAUCUGCACGUGCUCCAGGACCGGCCGUCACCUGGCUACGUUUACCCGUCGGCCGGGGUCGAGUCUCUACACACUGACCACUGCGUCUCCUCAGGUUGCUGCUGUCGGUCAGGUGUCCGCGUCAGGUCUGGUGGCCCACGCCUGUGAGUGUCGUUCCCUGUCGCACCAGACUCUUCUCUGGCACCACCGCCUGGGUCACCCCUCCUUGCCACGCCUCCGUGGCAUGCACCGUCGCUGCCUUGUGUCUGGUCUUCCCAGGUCCCUCCCUCCCCUCCCUGCCUCGCCUGCGCCGCCUUGCCUUCCUUGCGUCGAGGGGCGGCAGCGCGCCGCUCCUCACUCCUCCUCGUUCCCCCCGACAGAGGCUCCUCUGCAGACCCUCCACCUGGACGUGUGGGGCCCAGCCCGCGUUCGUGGCCAGGGCGGUGAGCGGUACUUUUUGCUGGUUGUCGACGACUACUCGCGUUACACCACGGUCUUCCCCUUGCGCACCAAGGGUGAGGUCCCUGCUGUUCUGAUCCCUUGGAUCCGCACAGUUCGUCUCCAGCUCCGCCGCCGUUUCCGGACGGAUCUUCCUGUCCUGCGUCUGCACUCUGACAGAGGUGGUGAGUUUUCCUCCGAUCUCUUGAGGACCUUCUGUCAGGCGGAGGGCAUCGAGCAGACCUUCACGCUUCCGGACUCCCCACAGCAGAAUGGGGUUGCUGAGCGCCGCAUUGGCCUGGUCAUGGAGGUCGCUCGUACCUCCUUGGUCCACGCGGCGGCUCCCCAUUUUUUGUGGCCGUUUGCUGUCCGGUACGCCGCGCAUCAGCUCAACCUCUGGCCCCGUGUCUCCUUGCCGGAGACCUCGCCCACACUGCGUUGGACGGGGGAGGUUGGCGAUGCGUCGCGCUUCCGGGUCUGGGGUGCUCGUGCCCUUGUCCGCGAUACGUCCGCGGACAAGCUCUCCUCCCGCACGCUUCCCUGUGUCUUCCUUGGCUUUGUCCCUGACGCGCCGGGCUGGCAGUUUUACCACCCCACCUCGCGCCGGGUCUUCGCCUCUCAGGACGUCACCUUUGACGAGUCGGUCCCUUUUUACCGUCUCUUCCCCUACCGCACUGCCCCCCUCCCUCCCCCGCCGCUUUUCCUUGCUCCUGGUCCCCCUCCGGUAGACCCCCUUCCCCCUCAGGGUCCUGCUCCUUCAGGUGUCUCUCAGGUAGACCCUCCUCCCGUCGCUGAGCCUGUCGAGGUCACAGGUGACUCAGGUGCUGCUGCAGGUGGUGCUGCUGGGAGUGCUGAGCCUGGGGGUGCUGAGCCUGCGGGUGCUGGGCCUGGGAGUGCUGGGACUGCGGGUGCUGGAGCUGAGGGUACUGUGCCUGGGAGUUCGGCGCCUGGGGGUGCUGAGCCUGGGGGUGCUACGACUGGGGGUGCUGAGCCUGCGUGUACGGAGUCUGGGGGUGCCGAGCCUGGGGGUACUGCGCCUGAGGGUACUGAGCCUGGGGGUGCUGCUACUGAGCCUACGGAGCCUGGGGUUGCUGCCUGA
Closterium sp. Yama58-4 is the source of this 2067-nucleotide messenger RNA. The record is from the annotation of a GenBank genome assembly. Lineage: Eukaryota; Viridiplantae; Streptophyta; Zygnematophyceae; Desmidiales; Closteriaceae.